Messenger RNA from Nothobranchius furzeri (turquoise killifish), 5898 nucleotides. It is a transcript of the gene insyn2ab, whose product is annotated as inhibitory synaptic factor 2Ab. Gene Ontology annotation, biological process: inhibitory postsynaptic potential. Lineage: Eukaryota; Metazoa; Chordata; Actinopteri; Cyprinodontiformes; Nothobranchiidae. The record is from RefSeq and is a predicted model, not a curated record. Gene Ontology annotation, cellular component: postsynaptic density.
UCCCUGCCCUUCCUAAACACACACACACCAAACUCACACACAUACACACACCCUCAAUCACGAAUGCACAGGGAUUGCAGCAGCAGCACCGUGAGAUGGAGAUCUCUGCUGUGUGUGUGAGUGCCUGCUCCCGCUGUCACUGCACCGGCUGCCUCUCGCUUAGUACUCCCCCAGGCUGCAUGAGCUGCUCCAGCGGUUGGACGGUACCCUGGCACCGGCUGAAUACAUGGAUGAGUACUGGCUCUGCAGGGGAUCUGUGCUUUCUUGUCCUCUUCACCUCUGAUCUGUUUUUCAAGAAAAUAUGGUGAGCAAGGAGGACACCCAAUGUGUUGAUCUCUCAAAUUCAGAUGAAUCAGACUCAGAAACGGGCCAAUCACACGCUACACACUCUGAACUAGAAUCAGGAGGGAAGCAGGUAAAGAAGAGAAACAAAGCCUUACAAGUGCGCUUCAAGGAUAUCUGCGAAGCUCAAAACGAAUACCGGGGAAGACACUCGAGAUCCAUUUCCUGCAAGGUAACCCACAGAAAGUACAUGACCAUGCCUGCCAGACGCUCUAUUCCCAAUGUGACCAGGAGCACUGGUGUACAGACCUCUCCAGACCUCACUAAGCGAUACAAGACGUUCCCGUUUGAGAGGAAAAAGGGACACACUUUUAAACAUACUGCUCUGGUGGAAGACUACAGGGGACAAAACAAUGGAUUUUUGAGUGAUAUAAAGACAAGAGGUGAUGAUGGACAGCCAACUGGAGAGUCGUCUGAGUACAACGGUAAGAUUGUGGGGCAGACAAAAGCCCUGCUUCACCACACUGAUGACAGCAGUGAUACGGAGGAUUUGCUCUCCAGUGCCAACUGUGUGGAUGGACCCUCGUGCCGAGAGUCAUCCCAUUUUACUGAAGAAAGCCAUCCAAGUGAAACUCCUUCUAAAGAGGAACCAGAAUAUCAAGUUUGUGGGAAAUGGACGAAACACAAAGGAUUACCCAAAGAAAGCUUUGAUGCUGGCACUUCCUCAAAGCGCCAGCUGGUGGACACUGAGAUUUCACAGGACAAGCCAAAAGGUAUGGGCCCAGUUGCAUGGAACUCUUUAACGCAAGUGGAAUCUAUAGGAAGCCCCUCUGUAAGCUGUAAACGGAAAAAGGGUGCACAGUCAAAUGAACAGCAUUCGCAGACUUUUCCUCACAGUGUCAAAUGCUCCGUGCAAUCGCAAGGGAAGUGUCGGACAAGGCAUGCAUCAGCUUCCUCCAAACUCCAGCAAACGGUUGGGGGGGAGGAGAGCUUUCCACCAGGAGGCAUGGAAGCCCCAGGCAUGAGGAGCAGCCAGCCGAUAAUACCUUUAUCUGGAGACAAGGAUAUCAAAGCACAGCUGCAGGCCAUGGAGAGCCUCAUCAACUCAAGCCAGGAGACCAUCAAGGUUCUUCUUGGAGUUAUUCAGGAGCUGGAGAAAGGUGAAGCUCAGAGAGAAGGGCUCUCCUAUAGAACAGGUCAAGACACAGCAAACUGUGAUACAUGUCGAAACAGCGCCUGCAUCAUUUACAGCGUGGAGCUGGAUUUUAAACAGCAGGAGGACAAGCUGCAGCCCCUGAUGAAGAGACUUUGCCCCUUGGACAGCAAACAAUGCCCCGCGCUGCCUUAUUCUAACGAAGUGUUCACAUCCACCCCUAAACGCAAAUCCAAGACAGAGUCCAAGAAGCAUGCUCGUUGGAAACUCUGGUUCCUUUGAAUGAAGCACGAAGGCUUUGGAAAUGGCCAUCUUAAUGGGGCACAAUCACACCCUGGGUAUCCUCGGAAGGGUUGAAGGAAAUAUGCAGAUGAGGAUGAUCAACCCAUUCAAAUGGAUGAUGCCGGAAGCCAGUUGAUUUUGGGGCUCUGAGCACAGACUGACUGGUCAUCUGGAUGACAGCAGAAACGUAAAACAUUAUAAAUUCAGUUAAUUCUUUUUCUGGCUUGUUUGCUGGAUUGAAUCAACACUUCCAAAAAACCAGCAUUUUACUACAAGAGGAGGUGCUGCGCAGUGGACCAUGAAUAACAGAAGCUAUACUCUUUGAAUGGACAUCAGCCCCAACUUCAGUAAAGCACAAAUCAAUCAAAAAUCUAAAUAUGUGUAAAAGACUAUCAGCGCUGUUCUUAUAACCUUGUACUAUCCCCUCCGCUUUUUUCCUGUUUUUAUAACUUGCUUCUCAUUUGAUUUUCUCUUUUCUGAUAGAUUGUCUGCUAAAAUCAUGUCUUUCUAGCUCUGUCUCUUUUCUCUCAAUCCCUGUCUUUAGCUCACCGUGCAGACGAAUAGCCAGGAAACAGAUGUUUCUCAUCUGGCUAUAGUCACAUUGAGAAUCUAUAUUUUACAAAAUAAUAAUCUUUUUAACAAUUUACUGUGAGAACAGAUUUUACAGCUUAAAUAUUGUGACUUCUCAAUAUUUUGAAAUUGAAAGCAAUUUUUCUGUGUUUCAGUUUUUUUUUUUUUUUUCAUUUUUCAUCAUGACAGCCUCACAACUUCAACAAAAUUUUAAUUAACAGCUGCUACAUUUUUUUGUUUUUCUUGUCACACAUAAAGGCUUUUUAAGCAUUUCUCAGUCCACCAAGUGUUACUUUAAUUCUCUUACUGAAGAUGUUGCAGCUUCAUAGCAAAACUGACUUCCUGUUUAACAUCCAGUUCCAUAGGUGCGUUCAUUUUUCUUGCCGUUCUGCUAGAAACGCAAUGUAUUUUUGUUUUCUUGUUUUCAGCAUGGCUGCACAGUGGUUAGAGCUGUUGCCUUGCAAGAAGGUCCUGGGUUUGCUUCCCAGCCUGGGAUCAUUCUGCAAGGAGUUUGCAUGUUCUCCCUGUGCAUGCGUGGGUUCUCUCCGGGUACUCCAGCUUCCUCCCACAGUCCAAAAACAUGACUGUUAAGUUGAUUGGUCUGGCUAAAUUGUCCUUAGGUGUGUGUGUGUGUGUGUGUGUGUGUGUGUGUGUGUGUGUGUGUGUGUGUGUGUGUGUGUGUGUGUGUGUGUGUGUGUGUGUGUGUGUGUGUGUGUGUGUGUGUGUGUGUGUGUGUGUGUGUGUGUGUGUGUGUGUGUGUGUGUGUGCGCAUAAUAUUUUGUCCUGUGUGUCUCUGUGUUGCCCUGCGAUGGACUGGCACUCUGUCCUGGGUGUACCCCGCCUGAUUGCCCAUUGACCGCUGGAGAUAGGCACCAGCCCCUCCGGAACCCUACAUGGACAAGCGGGUUCAGACAAUGGAUGGAUGGAUGUUUUCAGCAUCAGAAAUGUGUCUGUCAGCCCACACAAACAACUGUGCACUGAACUUGCAAGAGCAGAAAGGGCUACAUAAAGAGCUAAAGGAGUAAUUGCUCAGCAGGACACACUUGUAGCUACCAGCUUUGGUCAUGUAUAUAAAAACAAAAAACUGAAACACUGAUGAUGUAGCAGCAACACGCAGCUCGUGACAAAGCAGGUACUGAUUGAAUAGGAAGCCUUUUGUAACUUUAGAUUCGGGGUAGAUCAUUUUAAAUGUUAGGAGAAUAAAUGCUGGGCUCUCUUCAAUAGAAUAAACAAUGGGUGGCACUAUUCAAGCCACUAUUAUCCAUUCAAAGAGCCGUACCUUAAGAAAGUGCAAUUUAAUUAUGUGCAAUAUUAUGCAUUUUCUACUGUUUUUAAAACCUCAAUUAAAACAUUUUCAAUUGAAGGUGUUCUGGUGCGUUAUGUCUGCUGCAAAGGUUAAUGGAAUGUUGUUGGAAUGGAGAGCCAUGGAAAAAAAUGUGUUGAAUCAUCAGCAGAUUUUUGUAUUGAUGAUAAGCUGAAGUUAUGUUCUAUGAUUGACUCUGGGUUACAUUUAAAUUGUUCACACCUAAAUAUAUCUAAUUUGGGAGAAAAUUCUUAAAUAAGUCACUUAUAUUAUUUACCACACGUAAAAUGUACAAAACAUAAUUAGUUUUAUUGACCCAGUAAAAUAAUUGCUGACAUUAUUCCUCACAUUUUGUACAGCAAUGCUUGAAAAUCUGUUAUAAUUCACAAGAUGCAAGAGGAAUAUUUUUUAUCCAUGCAACUUUAAAAAGUUUAUGGUGUAUUUGAACUGUUAAGGUGGUAUUGCAUUAAGCUGCUUCAUAGGGGAGUGUUCAGCAUGUCUUGAAACAUUUCGAAGGUUUCUGAAUUCCCUUGAGUUAGUUGCAACAACUUGAUAUAAAGUAGCUGGAAUUUUGAACAUGUUAGAAGUACUCUUGCAAAAUAGUCACAGAGUCGUUCAGCCAUUGCAACAAAUAUGGAGACUUUCCGAGAGAAGAACGUAGCCAUUAAAAAGGAGUUACCUGCAAACCAAUGGAAAUUUAACCAAGACUCUAGCAAUUAUAUUGCACUGCAGUCACACAACUGUUGCAAGAUGUUUGCAAUUAUGUAAUGUUAAUCAUGUGACCUGAUUGUUUAAAAACUUGAUUUAGGUCAGUAAAUUAGCACAAUUUCAUUAAAAAAAUGUUGUUGUUUUGCAAUCCAACAGUAACAUCCAAUCAGGAUAAUGGCUUAACAUUUUUUUAUUCAAAAUAUGCUAAAAUGAACUCAGUAAGCACAGUUGCAGUAAAAUAUUUUAACUUUUAACACAUUUAUUGCAGCUUUAGUCACUACUGGACUUAUUUGUUGUAUAUUUUCCCUGGCAAUAGGGGGCAGCACAUACCUAAAUUAUUGCAAGCAAACUGGAUUUUUGUCUUUGAGUAAGAUCUUACCAAUGGAUGGCCAUUAGGGUCAAAAAUCCCUGGGAGUGCAACCUCCAGCAAAAUAACAAGCACAUCAGACUCCCUUUCAUCACUUGCAACGAGUGAAGAGGUAAAUGUGUAAAACCAUCACAUUUAUCAACGGUGAAAGUUUUGUAACCGUUUGUUACAGAUCAGUAAACACAUUUUGUCCCCACGGGUUCCCGUAAAAAGGAAACAUGGCGUCUAAUAUGGCGUCGCCCAGAGCCGUAGACCCGCUCCCAUGUAUUUUAGACCCAAUUUUUAUGGUUAUGUUACAAAGCCGCCAAUAUUUCUCAAAAACUGGGCAUCAUUUGAUUAAUUUUCAGCAACAUUUUGAUGGAUGUUUCCAGAGAUUAUUGGUAAAAGCUGCACAUUAUCUCUUCAAAUUUUGAUCUAUUAUAUACAUUUGAAAAGCUGAUCAAAUUCCAAACUCCUCCUAUACAUUUACUUCUGUAAAAGAAUUUAAUGUCAUCUUAAGUAAGUGCUUCUGCAAACUGCUUCAUAUUUUGUCCACAACAGGAUGUCAUGAGAAAGUGGUGUAUAGACAAAAGUUUUAGGUAAACCAGGGUAAAAAUGACCAAACAGAAAACCUUGUGUUUAAAUAAUGUUUAACAGACAUCAAUCCUCAGCUUAAUUAGUUGAUUGUUGCUCUGCAAGGGAGGGUUAAAAAACAGUCCUACAGUAUGUUUGGCCCCCUCAAGGACAAAAGUGAUUUACCAUGACCACCUGUCCUGCUUCGACAGACUCAGUUCAUUUGCAUGACAGCGUUUGCACCAAGUGCCACAUAUUGCCAUGGAAGGUGUGUUGCAGUGCUGACACCAAAGGGCACUGUGUGCAUAUUUUAGAAACACUAUCAGCUUUGAAAAAAAUGGCAGAACUUGACCUUUGAUAAAAGGAUGAGGAAAAUGCUGUUGGUAGUUGGUGUGUUUAAAACUUUGUUCCGAGUGCCAUUAAUGCUUGUCACACUCACAGUCCAUGUUUUCCUCAGACUAUGAUGAGGGCUGAGCAGCUGUGAAGCUGUGCUUGCUCCCUGCAUCUUCAGAUGUGAUUCAACAGAAAGAAGACACGCGACCCUCAAGUCUUGCAGGGGAGAUACAGUUCUAGUCCAUCAAACUGAGUGACCCGAUCCCACAUCCAUCCUUCGCUCUUUUCAUCACUACUGUGUCUUUCUUCAUUCCCUUCAGGAUAUUGCUUUUGUUUUUAUUUUAACAU